AUGCGUGUCUCUGCCUCUUUCAUCUUAUCGGCGUUGCUCGUCCAGGAGGGCGCAGCGCGACCGUCGCGGUACCAGCCCCCGCCGCAACCCAAGAAAUCGAUCUAUAUCAUGUCCAAUGAGCCGGCGAAUAGCGUCAUCGCUGUGCCAAUUGGCAUGGACGGCAAACUCUACGGUGGUACUUGUACGGCAACGGGCGGAAUGGGUGCCACCACGAUUGACGGAGCAACCCACAUGCCCCCUCUAUCAGAUGGUCUGGUUUCUCAGUCCUGUCUGACUGUAGCUGGUCACAAACUGUUUGCAGUAAAUGCCGGCUCCAAUACUGUUUCCAUGCUGUCGAUUGAUUCGAAUGAUGCCACGAAAUUGAAGAUGGUUGGCAAGCCAGUGGCAGUCCCGGGACAGUUCCCCAACACCGUCGCGGCAUCGCGAAAGCACAAAAUUGUUUGUGUUGGCACUACCGGUGCAGUUGCCGGAAUAUCAUGCAGCUCGUUUACCAAGCAUGCUGUGGGAACCAUGGAUGCUCUCCGACCAUUUGACCUGAAGCAGACGACCCCACCGAUGGGACCUACCAACACUGUCUCUGAGGUGUUCUUCUCUGAAGACGAGAACACGCUAUAUGCAACGGUCAAGGGCGAUCCGGCCACGAAGAAGAUGGGAUUCCUCGUUUCCUACGCCGUCAAGACGACCAGCAAAGGGCCCGUUGUCAGCCACAAAGGCACGUUUUCUUCCCCGACAGGCACUGCGGUGCUCUUCGGCUCGUCGCCCAUUCGGGGUUCAAGCAACCUCUUCGUUACCGAUGCCUCAUUCGGCGGUGCUGUGCUCUCUUUCAACUCUGCUGGGGUGGCAAGCGUCAAGGGGAAGAGUACUGUCGCCGGCCAGAAGGCUACCUGCUGGGCUACCAUCUCCCCGGCGACCAACACCGCCUUCGUGACCGAUGUGGCCGUUAACAGACUUGUUGAGAUGUCUCUGAACGACGCAUCCAUCAUCGCCGAGAUUGAUCUCAGCGCUAACGGCGACCCUGGUAUGAUUGACCUCAAGGCAACUGGAAAGUAUGUUUACGCCCUGGCCCCUGGUGUUGGCAAGACACACCCGGCCGUGACAGUGGUCGACGCGAUGAAGAAAGUCCAGGUACAGCACUUUGACCUCAAAGGCUUGGGUGCUAGCAACAGGGCGCAGGGAAUGGCUCUCUUUGUCUGA
Molecule: messenger RNA, 1194 nt
Organism: Ilyonectria robusta
Lineage: Eukaryota; Fungi; Ascomycota; Sordariomycetes; Hypocreales; Nectriaceae
Exons: 2
Coding region: 1-1194 (397 amino acids)
Molecular function (GO): protein binding
Source: RefSeq, a predicted model, not a curated record